AUGCGCUUCUUUUCAAUUGCUGCCCUCGCCUCCGCGGCCGCAGCCUCCCAAUGCGGUCUGAGGAAGCUGGAGAACCUGGUCACUUUUGGUGACAGCUACACUGACGAAUCGCGUCUGGGUUACUUCAUUAACAACAAUGGCAGCGCACCGCCUCCGGGUCUUCGUCUCGGGGAAUCCAACUCGACAGCGAGCGGCGGAUAUGCUUGGGGCCGAUUCGUGGCCAAGUCGACCGGCGCGAACUAUAACAACUACGCGGUGUCAGGAGCUACCUGCUCUAACAAAAUAAUCAGCAGAGAUUUUGCUGCCAUCAGGCAGCCGUUCCCCUCGGUUCUCGACUACGAGAUCCCCGCUUACAAGGCCGACACCGCGUUCGAGGCACUCUACCCGAGUAGGCGGGCGAACAACACGGUGUAUGCGCUGUGGAUCGGCACGAACGACCUGGGCUACGGCGCCUUCCUCACCGACUCCCAGGCUCCCGGGACGACCAUUUCCACGUACGUGGACUGUGUCUGGGAGGUAUUCGACAACAUCUACGAGACGGGCGGACGCCAUUUCGUGCUCCUGAACUUGGCUCCCUUGGAGCAGUCGCCUCUGUAUGCCGCAACGAGGGUAGGGGGUUUCGGGGACAGCCAAUUCUGGCCCAACAAGACGGCGUACAACACGACGGAGUACCAGUACAAGAUGCUCGAGUACACGACCAACGUCAACACCAUGUUCGACUACGGCGCACCUUUCCAUCUUGUCGUCAAGAAGCGGUGGCCGGGCGCGAGCUUCUCCAUCUUCGACGUCCACAGGCUUCUGCGGGACGUCCACGCGGAACCGUCCAAGUACCUGUCGUCUCCCGCGAACGUGACGGGCGUGUACAGAACCUGCGACCCGGUCACUCGGGCUUGCGUUGACUCUUCGGAAUCGAAGGCGAGCUUCUUGUGGUACGACGAGCUGCACCCAUCGGAGCGCGCAGACGAGAUUGUUGCCCAGCAUUUCGUGGAUGUUGUCCAUGGGAACUCGACAUACGGCACGACGUAUGCGUCUUAG
Molecule: messenger RNA, 1035 nt
Organism: Colletotrichum karsti
Lineage: Eukaryota; Fungi; Ascomycota; Sordariomycetes; Glomerellales; Glomerellaceae
Product: gdsl lipase acylhydrolase family protein
Exons: 2
Coding region: 1-1035 (344 amino acids)
Molecular function (GO): hydrolase activity, acting on ester bonds
Source: RefSeq, a predicted model, not a curated record